Molecule: messenger RNA, 4410 nt
Organism: Cyprinus carpio (common carp)
Lineage: Eukaryota; Metazoa; Chordata; Actinopteri; Cypriniformes; Cyprinidae
Product: mitochondrial glutamate carrier 1-like
Exons: 11
Coding region: 1914-2909 (331 amino acids)
Biological process (GO): malate-aspartate shuttle; L-glutamate transmembrane transport; aspartate transmembrane transport
Molecular function (GO): L-glutamate transmembrane transporter activity; L-aspartate transmembrane transporter activity
Source: RefSeq, a predicted model, not a curated record
UCAGUAUUUGUGGAAAAGGAUAGAUUUUUAUACCAAAGAGUCAAGUUGUAUUGCAUUUACUGUACUUCUGACAAUCACAUCAGCAUGUGUGCUUUACUGAACCUCCCAUGCGUGGUAUUAAUGCUUGUUGAGCGCUAUAUGUUCUCUCCCUCAGGGACGGACAGUGAGAAAGAGCAUCUGUAUACUAUAGUUCAGAGAUAACUGAACAGCUCAGCAUCACAAACUGAUAUCUUCACUCUAUGAAUGCAUUUGUUUGAAAUGAUAAACCGUGAUGCAUAAUUUCCCAUUCCACUGACCACUUGUGUCAGGCAAUGGAAGGAAAGACCCAAUUGCAGAAUGACAAAGUACAAGGGUUUAUUGACAGACAGGGAACAGAAGGGCACAUGCAGUGAAAGUCCAACAGGAGGGGAUACUGGGGUAAUGAUGGGAUAGCAGAGGGGGACCACUGGAACCAGCAUAGGGUGACCGCAGCUUGGACUACUGCUGAGGAGAUGGCAGGACCAGACAGAAUGUAGAUAACCAGGCGAGCACAAAGGAGCAGAGAACUGCAGCUUGAAGAUCACCCGCUCAGAACCAGUACAGCUGCCAGGGUGAGAGAACCAGCGGACGGCAGGGCAGGGCUGGAGGGGGGAAACACAACAGACAAAAACACACCACAAGACAGGACAAGACACCAACUAGCACACUAGACAAACAAGACAACCCCCCCCCCCACAAGAAAAAAUAAAGAUCAAAACAAAUAAGAGAAAGGGAGAAAAUAUAACAACAACAAAAAAAAAAGAUGAUAAUCAGACUUUGUUCUGUUUGGAGAUUAGAGUAAAAACUCCUGGAACUGGAGAAAAAUUAAAAACAAAAUAACUAAACUAGGGAAGGCGGCAAAAUAAAAGAAAUAAGAUCUAGACCCUUACUGGUAAAUGUAAAAUGCCAAGUUAAAAAAAUAAAUAAACUUGACUGGAGGCUUGAACCUAGCAAAAGACUAGAGGAAAAUCUCCUGGACAUUAGGAGAAAAAAUAAACUAAAACUAAAAAGAAACUAAAAGAGAAAACUUAGAAAAAUUAACAAUAUCAAAGAAACAAGGAGCUGGACUCAACAGGAAAAUCCAAAGGGAAAAGCAAAAGUUAGACUUGACUAGAACAGCUUGAAACUGCAAAACACACGUAAGGCAAACAUACAGCCAAAACAAACCGGCAACUACAAGAGGUAAGAGAGCACAAUAAGAAGGGCACAGCGACAUGAGGAACAGGUGAAAACACUCCGACUAAUGAGGACUAAACAAAGGAGCGUGGUACGAGUAACAAGGAGGCAGUACAAGAGGAGCGCAUGGCCAACACAAGAGACACGGCCAUGUGCUCAGGCACAAAAUAAACAAAGACACAUUUAACAAAGACAGGACAGACAAGACUGUCAGGGCAGGAUCCUGACAACUUCCUGUUACAUCAAGAGAUGCAGGAGUGGGGCCAUUCAGCUCAGUGUCACGUUGAUUUCCAGUGUGGAGGAUCAGCCUGAAGACCCUCCCUCCCUGCACCGCAAGAUAAGAGGCAUACAGAUAAUUUGGGAUUAGUGUGAGUCUAAAAGCACAAGAGGAACUCUGACCCAAUCAAAAUCUGACUUCUCUCAACAGCAUUGAUCAGAACAUCAGCCAGAUCCACAGCAAUCCUCCAGAAGAAGAUUUUGAGCUGGUUUUGGAGCUUGGAGAGGUGCUGGAUGAAGAUGAUGUUCUUAAGCAGUCUGCUGUUUGUGUCGGGAGAUUUUCUCCUGGCCUGCUCUCUGAAGAACUACACGCUGUAUGUGGAGAGACACGAGUGCGGUCACUGCAUGGCCAUCAACACCACCAUGUGCAGCAGAAUGUACUUCACACAGUGACUGCGCUUCUGUCUACCACAGCCCUCUAACCAAACCACAAACCUCUCACCAUGGCUCAACAACAAAUCAGCCUCCCUGCAAAACUCAUCAAUGGUGGAGUUGCUGGACUGGUGGGUGUUACCUGUGUGUUUCCUAUAGAUCUUGCCAAGACAAGACUCCAGAACCAAAGAGGAAGCCAACGGGUUUACAAGAACAUGAUGGACUGUUUGAUUAAGACUGUUCGAUGUGAGGGAUACUUUGGAAUGUACAGAGGUGCAGCAGUCAACCUAACACUGGUGACUCCUGAGAAGGCCAUCAAACUGGCCGCCAAUGAUUUCUUCCGUCAGCGGCUCAGUAGGGGAGAACUCAAACUGAGCGUGUUUCAGGAAAUGUUGGCUGGCUGCGGGGCAGGGAUGUGUCAGGUCAUUGUCACAACCCCGAUGGAAAUGCUCAAGAUCCAGCUUCAGGAUGCAGGACGACUUGCGGCCCAGCAGAGAAAGUUACCCGUGCUCCACACUGUGAAACUUGGGACAGCCAGUCCGGUCCUGAACUGUUCGUACAAUGUGGGUCCUGUGUCUUCAAUUAGGAAAGUGUCAGCCAUUCAGAUUGCCCAGGAACUGUUUCGCACAAAGGGCAUCCAAGGACUCUACAAAGGACUCGCAGCAACCCUCAUGAGGGACAUCCCUUUCUCUGUGGUUUACUUUCCGCUGUUUGCCCACAUCAACAAGCUGGGAAAGACAUCUGAGGAUGACAAUGUGCCUUUUUACUGGUCAUUUAUUUCGGGGUGUGUGGCUGGAUGUACAGCGGCUGUGGCAGUCAGUCCUUGUGAUGUUGUGAAAACCCGGCUGCAGUCACUCAAUAAAAGUGCAAACGAAGAAACCUACAAUGGUGUGGCAGACUGCAUCAGAAAGAUAAUGCGUAAAGAAGGCCCAACUGCUUUUUUGAAGGGUGCCGGCUGCAGGGCGCUGGUCAUUGCUCCACUCUUUGGAAUUGCUCAAGUGGUUUACUUCAUCGGUGUUGGGGAAUUUCUUUUGGGACAAACCCCAUUCAACCUUUACUCUGUCUAAGCUAUGAAACCACCUGAAUUAAACUUUAAAGACCAACGCAGCUAUGAUGCGACUAUUUAACUGAGAACAAACCAACCUGUUCUCAUGACAAUUUGUAAUAAUUUGUAUGAGAAGGCAAAAUUGUUCAAAUCUGGGUCAUAAAUAAACAUAUAACCCAAAUCUACCAUUACAGUAAUCUGGAAAACACAUACUGUAUAAAGUUUAAAUGUUUCUAUAUACACCAAGUUAUAGGACAUCAUAAACUCUCAGAAAAAAAGGGUACAAAAGUUGUCACUGGGGUAGUACUCUUUCAAAAUUAAUAUGUACCACUAGGCAUUAAUAUGUUUGUGUAAGGUACGAAGGUGUAUACCACCCCAAUACCUUUUUUUUUUUUUUUUUUUUUUUUUUUUUUUUCAUGAGGGGACAGAUUCACCAUCUCACACAAACUAUUCUGUGUUGUAUAAUUGUUAGUGUGUUGAAACAAAUGGUUGUUGGAGAAGACUGUUAAGGGCUUAGAGUUUAAGAUCAUGUCUUUACAUGCUACCUAUAGCAUAGUCAACUGGCUUAUUCAGGAAGCUAUAUCAUUGCACAUGAUUGUUUUUUUUUUCUUUGGAAAUGUAUGGUCAGAGAGGUCAGAUUUAUCCUCAGUGAGGGUUGAUUUGAAAGCUUAUGGCUAUGACUCAUGCAUUUAAAGGGCCAGAAAAUCAUGCAAUAUCUUUUUUUUUAUAUACAUAUGUCCUUCAUUAACAGUUUCUGUCCUACCUUUCUUGUGAGGUUUUGUAUAUGCACAAUAUAAGAGUCACUGCUGAAUAAUGUGGACAUUAGCAUGGAGGCAUACCUAUGAGGACAUUGUUAUACAAUAUACAGUACACGACUCUGAAGAGACACACACAGAGACAGGAUGUUUGAUUCCUGCUGAAGCAAGGCUUUACUUUUACAGAAUUAAAAGGCAUUCUGUUCCACCUAACCUUGUUAAACUGUCAUACUUAAGAGUGUGUGUAAAAAUCUUGAACCAUUCCAGAAACUGGGUAUUUGAGUGUGCUAAACGGAAGAAAUAUAGAACAAAACUGUUUGACACAAGGACCAUAACUAAAAACAAUGUGUUUUCUUCUUGUUAAUUCCACAAUUUUGUUGUUAGUACAUGCAAAUACAUUUCAAAAAGUUUCUUAAAAAGUUCUCAGCUGUUUUUUUUAAUUUUUUGUUUAUUUGGAAUGACACAAAAGUAUGUUUUUUUGGAUAAGCUGUGCUCUAUUAACAUUUCUAAUAAAUUUGGCAAUGAUUUAAAAUAGACAACACAAUCCAUAAGCGUGAAGUAUGUAAAAAUGACUGAUAUGCUUUGUAAGUGGUGUUCAGAGAUAUGAAUGAAAAACAAAAAAGAAAUCUACCUAACAAAACUAACUCAGAACUAAGUUCAGGCUAAAUUCAUUGAGGUUAUCAGUAUUGAAGUAUAAAAUUUGCCUUUAUUUUUAGCUCAAAAUAGAUAGAAUAAAAGUUUUAUACAGUGGAUAUUGUAUUAUGUGCG